AUGGCCGCACCGUUUUUUUCAACUCCAUUUCAGCCUUAUGUCUACCAGGAGUUAGAGAAUUCCAUGUUGAUUCGUUGCUGUUUCCUUCGAUUAGUCUUGAUCACUUGGAAGAACAGUCAACAAGAUACAAUUACACCUUUCCAGAUUUUGGGUGGUGAAGCCCAAGUUGUUCAGAUAAUGUUAAAGUCGGAGGAGAGAGUCAUUGCUAAGCCUGGUUCCAUGUGCUACAUGUCUGGGUCCGUUGAGAUGGAAAAUACAUAUACUCCUGAACAAGAAGUUGGAGUUUUGCAGUGGCUUUUGGGCAAGAGUGUAAGCAGCGUAGUUCUUCGGAAUACUGGACAGAACGAUGGAUUUGUGGGUAUUGCUGCACCUUAUUUGGCUAGGAUUCUCCCGAUCGAUUUGGCAAUGUUUGGAGGUGAGAUCUUAUGCCAGCCAGAUGCAUUCCUUUGUUCCGUCAAUGAUGUGAAGGUUGCCAACUCCGUUGACCAGAGGGCAAGAAACAUCGUUGCCGCUGGUGCAGAGGGAUUCCUGAGACAACGCCUAUCUGGACAAGGUCUUGCUUUUAUCCUCGCAGGUGGCUCAGUUGUACAAAAAAUCCUGGAGGUAGGAGAAGUUCUCACCAUUGACGUGUCUUGCAUCGCUGCUCUCACUCCGUCAAUUGAUGUCCAAGUUAAAUACAAUGCUCCUCUGAGACGAGCAGUAUUCGGGGGUGAUAAUGUAGUAAUGGCGACUCUAACGGGACCAGGGAUAGUCUUCAUCCAAAGUUUACCAUUCCAUCGGCUCUCGCAGCGUAUUGCAAGGUCGGUGACGUCACCAAACAUGAGAGAAAAUCCAAGGUUGUUGAUACAGAUAGCGAUAUUUGCGUUCCUUGCAUACGUUGUGAUACUAUCUUCGUUGAUCCUGACCGAAGUUUGA
This is a messenger RNA of Thlaspi arvense, 915 nucleotides long. The record is from the annotation of a GenBank genome assembly. NCBI's taxonomy places the organism in Eukaryota, Viridiplantae, Streptophyta, Magnoliopsida, Brassicales, Brassicaceae.